AGGAAGCUGCUUAAUCAUCGUGAGGCGAGAGGCCGGGAAAAUCGUUGACCCUCACUCAUCCUUCGGAUUUUCCUUUACAUGUUUACAUAAUUUGUCAAAUUGUCACGAUCUGCUGUUGCAGAACUGGUGCUAUUAAAGGGUCGAUUGCUGUCCUCGAAGGCUUCGCGAUGUGUCCUUCGUCGUCGUGUUGUGUAUGUUGUGUCAGGAGAGUCGCUUUUCACGCCUUGCCCCUUUUCGGCCCCUUUUCGGACGUGUUUACGUGCUGUGUAGAACCACCGCCCAAUGGAGUCUAGCGACACCGGGAUCUCCACGAAUCGGCUUGACGAUGAGAAAGCUCUCCCUCUCUCUGAGCCAAAUGAACCGGAGGAAAAGAGAGCUAUGACCGGCUUCCGCUGGUUUGCCUUCGUCGUCAGCACGUUGACCGCCAUCUUCGUCUAUGCGCUUGACAACACCGUCGUCGCCAACAUUAUUCCCGUCAUUGUCAACGAUCUCAACGGCGUCGAGAAGCUCCCAUGGCUGUCUGUCGGGUUCAUGAUCGGCGGCCUGGCUGUUAUCCUCCCGAUGGGUAAACUCUACGCCACCUACGAUCCCAAAUGGGUCUACAUCGUUUCGUUUGUGAUCUUCCUCGCCGCGUCUGCCCUCUGCGGCGCGGCCCCGACCAUCGAGGCCGAAAUCGUUGGGCGUGUCCUCGCCGGCGCCGGGGGCAACGGCAUAUACUACGGCCUGCUGGCGCUGCUGUCCAUGCACACCACCGCCAAGGAGCGCCCGCAGUAUCUCAGCUACACCGGUCUCGUCUGGGGUCUCGGCACUGUUCUCGGCCCCGUGGUCGGCGGCGGCUUCGCCCUGUGGAACUGGCGGUGGGGGUUCUACAUCAACCUGCUCUUCGGUGCCGUCCUCCUGCCCGCCUACCUCCUGGUGAUCCCCUCCACAUCCGUCAUGCCCGACAAGAACCAGUGGCAGAAGAUUGCGAUGCUCGACUGGGCCGGUAUCCUCCUCAGCGUCGGCGCCAUGGUGACUCUCGUCGUUGCCAUCAACUUCGGCGGCGUUGACUGGGCCUGGGACAGCGGCGCGAGCAUCGCCCUCUUUGUCGUGUCCGGCGUCCUCUGGAUUGUCUUUGGUGUCCAGCAGUCCUUCUGCAUCUGGACCAGCCAAGGGCAGCGCCUCUUCCCCCUGCAUCUGCUGCGGCAGAAGAUGCCCGUGCUUCUGUUCGUGGCCUGCGCUUCGGUAGCAUGCGUCGCCUAUACCUCGGUGUACUACAUCCCGCUCUACUUCCAGUUCACUCGGGGUGACUCGGCCAUUUACACUGCCGUCCGGCUGCUGCCGUAUAUCUGCGUCCUCAUCACCGCUAUGCCUCUGAGCGGCUGGUAUCUGUCGACGUACGGUUGGUACAAACCGCUCUAUAUAGGCGGAAGCUUGGUGGCACUUAUCACCUCUGCACUUAUGGCUCACUACGUCGAACGUGAGACCGCCGUCGGCGUCUUCUACGUUAUCGAGCUGUUUUUGGGCGGCAGCACUGGUGCCUACACGCAGUCCUCCUUUGCUGUCAUACAAUCCGUUCUCCCACCGGAGGAAGCUCCGAACGGUAUUGCCCUGAUGCUAAUUUCCCAACUCGGAGGCAUGACCCUGGGCCUCUCCAUCAGCGGCGCCGUCUUCGUCAACACGGCUGUGAACAACCUCGAAUCAGCCCUGAGCCUUCCCCGCGACCAGAUCUCGCAGCUCGUUGCUGGCGCCUCGAAUCACGUUCUUGAGACCCUGUCGCCGGCCAUGCGUACCCUGACCCUGGACAUCAUUGUCGCGUCGUGGCAGAAAGCCUUCAUCAUCAUCUAUGUCGGCGCAGCGGCCAGUCUCGUGGUGGCCAUUUUCUUCCGCAACGGGAAAGCCAAUGUUGUGGCUGCGGGGGGUCUCUGAACAAGUCCCAUUUCCAAGGCAAAAUCUAGCAUAUUGACAGCUUAUUGAGCUAUGUAGCCUUUUCUACAUUUGCGUCAAUGUUAAUUCUAUAUAGCUCUCCCCUUUGGUUGCAAGAUCCUUGUACAGCUGCAGCCACGUAGCUUGUUUAGAGCGUGUCCGCUAAUAUAUGGUGGAAGUCCUGCAAACGGGCCUUGCUGGUGAAAUGGCGGAGCCCGUAUGUGGAACUAAGGCCUACCUUUAGCCCAGCAAGUCCAUCUAUACUCACUGUUUUCAAGAGGACAAGGUCGGCCCGGAUCUGUCGGUCUCCCUGGGCGUUGGCGACGAGGAUGUUGCUGAGGGAUGGCAGAGAGCGCCGGUCGUCAACCACUAAGUUCCUUGCCCUCGUUGUAUUCCA
This is a messenger RNA of Thermothielavioides terrestris NRRL 8126, 2302 nucleotides long. RefSeq lists its product as uncharacterized. The transcript has 7 exons. Bases 283 to 1908 code for a protein of 541 amino acids. The record is from RefSeq and is a predicted model, not a curated record. Gene Ontology annotation, biological process: transmembrane transport. NCBI's taxonomy places the organism in Eukaryota, Fungi, Ascomycota, Sordariomycetes, Sordariales, Chaetomiaceae. Gene Ontology annotation, molecular function: transmembrane transporter activity.